AUGUGCACCCGCUCGUCUGUCUCCCCGCGACCCGCCCGCCGGCCUUUUUUUACGUCCCGUCCAUCAGGCGGCGCUAUCGGCGGUGCCAUAUCGCGAGCUUGCAGGAGCUCAUCGGUGGCGUCGCGAAGCCGCGGCGACAACGUAGGAGGCAGAAGGGUUAGGGCUCGCAGCGGGGAGAGUGGCGGCGGCGCCGACGGAGUGUUUUCGGCCGUGAACGUGCAUCCCCGAAGGUGGAGCGAGUCGGACGGGAACGUCGGGGGCCCGUGCGGCGUGCGGCGUAGCAGCAGCGUCGGUGUUCGCCGUUCGAUUUCUCUCGCUUGCGUGGCUCCCGGCCCGGCAUCAGGAGAAUCUUCGGCAGCAGGAGGACGAGGAGGAGGGGGUAUGCCGGCGUCGUCGUCGUCGUCGUCGGCGAGCCACCUCUCUCCCUCUCGCGCUAGUUCCACCUGGGCCCUGUCGCGUUCCCCGUCCCCUCGCCGCCCGCCAACACGAACGCCUCCUUCAGCAGCAGCAGCAGCAAUUGUCCCGAUCUCCUCACCCUCCUCCUCAUCGGCUCUCUCCUCGUCCGCUUCCUCGUCUCCGACAUCGCCGGCCGAUGGCAACAACAACGUCAGCAGCAGCAGCAUCAAAGACGACGACAAAGGGUGGCCGGCUCCACACCCCUCCCAGGCCUACGUCGCCAAGGCGAGGUGCGGGCAGCGGUACGAGCACGACGUGGAGACGGGGGGGGCGACGCGGAUAAGAGCGGUGGUGUCGGACCUGGACGGGACUCUGCUGGGGCCGGACAAGCUUGUGUCCCCCACCACUCUGGAGGCUGUUCGAAAGGCUAGGGCCAAGGGCAUCAUCUUCGUGCCCGCGAGCGGCCGCUCCAAGUUGGGCAUGAUAUCCGUCAUGGGGGAGUUGGGGCAGGAGCUUCAGAGAGACGGCUCCCCGAUCGUGUGCAUGAACGGCCUGACGGUGUACGGGCAGGGAGACGGCAACGGUGAUCUGGGCGAGAUCAUUCACAGCGAGCUCAUGUGCCCGGAGCUAGCGGCCAGGGUUGUAGCGUUCUGGAAGGCUCACCCCUUGGCGGAGGCGGCGGGCGUCUCCUUGUGCGGGAGCGAGGGGGAGACCAUUGUCGUAGAGACCCUUGAUCCUCGGACGAGCAGCUUUCCUGACUGGGGGGAGCCGUUGCCGAAGGAGGUGGGCAGCUGGCAGGAAGCGAUCGCCGGCGGCAUGGGGCUUAACCGCCUCUACUUCUGGGGGCCAACUCGGGCGGCCGUCGAUGCCUUUGAGGAGGACCUUAAAGAGCAUCUCCAGGACCACCCGGCAGAGUUGACGAGAGGGGUGCCUGAGAUGAUUGAAGUCUUGCCACACGGGGCCUCCAAAGCAGUAGGUCUGGAGGCCCUCCUGAAGACGCUAGGCGUUUCCCCCGAAGAGGUGAUCGCCGUGGGCGACAUGGAGAACGACGUGGAGAUGCUGCGGAGCGUGGGACACGGGAUCGCGAUGGGACAGGCCUCCCUAGAGGUGCGGCGGGCGGCGAGGUUCACCGCCCCCACCAACGAGUUGCACGGAGUCGCCGUCGCACUGGAGACAUUCUGCGGCAUCUAGGUGCCGCUGCCGCUGCCGCCCCCCCCCCCGCUUCACCGCAGGUGCUACGCGGAGUCGCUGGCAACCACCUGUGCACAUUCGAACGUAGUAUGAUAGUACCACAGUUUUUUAAACCCUUGUUGUUGUGUCGUUUUUUUUGUCGUUUUUUUUUGUUGUCGUUUUUUUUGUCGUUUUUUUUUUGUUUUCCUCUGCGCGUGCGCAUGAUUUAUUUUUUGUUGUUGAUGAUGUCUUAUUUUUAGACACUUCUGUACACAAUCACAGUAUUUUGUCCAUCGAUUGCGCGGUAAACCGCCUGCCGUCAUUGACGACAUAAGAACUUCGUUCUUCGUGGGGCGAAGAAUGCGAAGAAACGAAUGUGUUGCAGUCUGUUGCGGUCCCCCACCGGGAGCCCGCGGAGGGUACUGAGCCAAGUGGCCCCGCCCCCCCGGAUUCAGCGCUUGCCUGUGUGUGUGUGUGCAUGGCCUCGGCCGCGCUAUCCGACUGACGAAUGAAAACACAUCAGCCUCAAGCCGGCUGAAAAACAGAAAACGCCUGUGAAUUCCAUGAUCUGGUGCCCGUCAUGGGGAAGGAAGGCUAAGCUCGUCUCCGUAUUAACGGCCGAAACCGUAGCAAAAGAAAAAAUACUUCACAUGUGUGAGCUGCACGGAAAGUUCCGUCUCCGUGUGUGUUUGAGUUCUGAAUCCGUUUGGCGGAGUGACAUUUUGAUCUUGGCAUGAGUGUUUUGAAGAGAAGAUGUCCAUAUCAGUGUGUCAUUGAAGGCACCCUCGGUUAUGUAUGUAGAUCUGUGCGGGCAGAGUAGUGAUGAUUCUUUUUCUAUUUUUCUGCACGUGAAAUGCGGGUCGACAACCAUGACCGCUUCGCGGCCUCUGCCACGAUCGUAAGCUUUCGUGCCCAGAGGUGUUUCAUUUGCCCGUGACUCUUGUGUGCCAUUUGCGUUGUGUGGGCUCGUGUG
Molecule: messenger RNA, 2539 nt
Organism: Ectocarpus siliculosus
Lineage: Eukaryota; Phaeophyceae; Ectocarpales; Ectocarpaceae
Source: the annotation of a GenBank genome assembly